CGGGGUGUGAAAGAUGAACAAAUACCCUCUGUUUUAACAAAUCCCCUUUGUCGUUUGUGGAAGGCUGGAAGAGUGAAGCGAUAACGUUCGUCACGAUGAACCAAGAGCUUCUUCUCUCAUGGCGUCGUCCAUGUCUCCCCUUUCCCACAACCAUCACAAAACCCACCACCGUCGUUUUUCAACCAAUCCGGGCAACUCUUCAAACAUCGUUCGACGAAAAAGCGGAAAUUCUAACUGCGAAAGAGAAGAGAGAGUUGAGGAACGUGAAAAGAGAGGAAAACAAAUCGUAUAAUUGGAGGGAAGACGUGGAAGAAAGGCUAUUGAAGAAACCAAAGAAGCAGUUUAACUCUUGGAAGGAAGAGCUUAACCUCGACAAACUCGCGGUAAUGGGUCCGCAAUGGUGGAUCGUCAAGGUCUCCAGGGCUAAAGGAAAGGAUACUGUUGACCGGAUGAUGCAGGCACUCGCAAAGAACUUUCCUGAUGCUGAAUUUCAGGUAUUUACUGCAGCUGUUUCUGAGAAAACUAAGUUGAAGAACGGGAAGAUUUCAAUCAAACCCAAGCCUUUGUAUCCCGGAUGUGUGUUUUUGAAUUGCAUAUUGAACAGGGAACUCCACAAUUUUAUAAGAGAAGAAUGUGAAGGAGUUGGAGGAUUCGUUGGAAGAAUGGUUGGAAAUACAAAAAAGCAAAUUAACAAACCCAGGCCAGUAUCCGCAGCUGACAUGGAAGCAAUAUUUCAAGAAGUGAAGGAAAAGCAAGAAGCAACAGAUAAAGCUUUUGAAGAACAACAACAGUUAGAGAUUUUAGAGAAAAAAUCACUUUCACUUUCAGAUAAAAAAGUAUCCAAGAGUCGAUCAAGAAAACCUUCAGGGCCUGUUCUUGGGUCAACUGUUCGGAUUGUGUCAGGGCCAUUUUUGGACUUUUCAGGCACCAUAAAAAAGCUAGAUAGAAAAAGAGGAUUGGUAACUGUUGGUUUUACAUUGUUUGGGAAGGAUACUUUAGCUGAUUUAGAUGUAAGUGAAAUUGUAGAAGAGAAGAAAUGAUGCAUUAUUGAGCCAUAUCAUAAUCCCAAGUGGUGAGUGAGUUCUUAAGUCAUAUUUUUACCCAGUUUGGACGAUUUUACCCUUACCACUUCCGUCAUGUAGCAUCUUAGCGUGUGUGCCAUGAGGAUGCAUAAGGGUUAAAAAUGUAAUUCAAUGUCAAUUCAUGUGCUGUAAGUUAUGAACCAAGCAUCUGUUAUGGUCAAACAUCGGUCAAACUCCUAGGCCAAAUCAAGAACCUGAAAUCGACCCAUGAGCUGUAUCCAUCCAGUCAAAGGUCAACUUUCAUCUAUAGGGGAGCUGUUGUGGUUUAGAUUAGAUAUUGAUUAUGAAGUUUAUUGGACUAAAUUUAAUGAAGUUGUUAAUAUCUUUUUUUUAUCUGAAGUGC
This is a messenger RNA of Lactuca virosa, 1425 nucleotides long. Lineage: Eukaryota; Viridiplantae; Streptophyta; Magnoliopsida; Asterales; Asteraceae. The record is from the annotation of a GenBank genome assembly.